AUUACCCAAGAAAUAAUAUUUUUUCUAUUUUCUAUCGAAAGUAUAAUUUACAAAUUCGUAAAAUUACUACUAGUGCCUUAAAAGUGUCCGGAUAUUAGGUUCGCCCCUAGAUUAAACCAAAUGUCAGGUGUAUAGGACAAAAUGGAGAAAACAGAAAGCAUUGUGGCUUAUACCUUUAAUUCUAAUAUACAAAUAAAACAAAUGUAUUAAUAAUAUGUUAGAAUAAGGGCUUAGUCGUUACUUUUCCUAAAUUAGACGUCACUAUCGGCCCUUUGAAGCAAUUGAUGGAGAAAUGGCCGUCGCAUGCAGUAUGUUUUCUCAACCCAAGUCGGUUGGGACUUUUUUUGAAUAACAAAUAUAUUUGGCUAUAUAAAUGUCAUGAGGCAGAUCCGAUGCGGUUCACUGAGAAAGAGGACUGCGGUUACGUGUCAGAUCGUCAGCUUCACUGGUCAUAUACAUUGAUGUCAUAAAGAAUUGGAGCCAUGCUUACUCUUCUGCUGAUCAUGGCAAUGUUUGGCCAAGGCCAGUCAUUGGUGUUGCAUGGGACCGCAUUCGUCACAGCAUUCCCAGAGAACAUUGCCUCCUUCUAUCCAUAUAGUUCGAGAAAUUCUCUCAACAUUACAGCUCUCUAUAAUAACACAGAAGUUAAUGUCAUUGUAGGCAACUCAACAUACCAACUUAUACUGCUUCAAGGAGAGACCCAUAUUUUUACUCUGUCUUCAGAUGUCCUCGAAUCUAAACUCACCCAAUCCCUGAAGACCGUCAGAGUUUCCAGCUCCAAAAACAUUGUUGUAGUGUCAAUAAGUGUGCAAGGAGAUAGCGUGCAGACCAAUGCCCUUUGGCCUUAUGAAAGUCUUGGAUUGUAUUAUUCUAUCCCCAUUCUAAAUUAUAGUGGAAUCCUUUCUACGUUCUAUCAAGAUCCACAAUAUGUCAGCGAGAGAUACAAAUUCUUCAGGCUGCUCAUUAUCAAUACGGUGGGUUACAAAAAUAUUAUCACAAUUGCACAGAAAACACUUCAAGCCAACACGGUUGAACUCCAACCCUGGGCCUUUCUCCAGCUUCAGCUCACUGGUUCAGAAAUCGCAGUAAGCGGUAUUUAUAAAGUGGCUGUGAUACUGGCCCACCCGUGUAUGGAAGUGACAAAAUGCAAUUGUAACAUGGUGGUGAACCAACUUAGUCCGGACGAUUGGUGGGGUUACAAUUUUAUUGUGCCCUACAUAAACAACAUGGCAUGGCUGCAUGUGACUGAAAACACUUAUACGCAAGCAGCCGGUACCCUGGAUCCUAUCAAGCCAGGAGGCAAAUACAUCACCACAACAUAUCCAUCCUCUCUCAGGAUUAUCAGCCCAGGCAUCAUCAUAGAAGUCAUUCCAGAAAACUUAUUCUCUGCCUGCUACCUAGUGCAAUUCAGCUGGCAGAAUGGCAGCGUUCUGGUGAUAGCUGAAACAGCCUUAAAGUCAAAUGUGUAUAUAGACAGUAAAUUACUGGUAUCUAAUAAUUGGGUCACCAUUGCAGAUACUGACUAUUCUGUGGCAUCAGUGUCUCUCAGUGACAGACAUGUCAUUUGGCAUCCUACCUCAAAAAUCGCAGUGUACUCGUUUAGUAAGAUGUACAGUGGAACUCAAUACGGAAGCUCGGCUGUACCGUUAAGUAACACUUCAGACCCCGCUGGCUGUUUAUUCGACCCUCCUGUGUUUACAGUCGAACCUACACCCAUGAGUUGGACCGAAUCCUACAAUUUCUGUACAAACCAUAGUGACGAGCUGGCCAGUCCAUCCACUGAGAUGUCAAUCCUGGCGCUGGCUAAUUUUAUGCCAACCAUAGAAAGUGAUCAGUACUGGAUCGGGCUGCGGCGCAGUCUGUUUACAUUAGAUUGGUACUGGCAAGAUAGAAACCAUAGUGUAGACUUCAGUUACAUGCAAUGGAGUGGCGGAGAACCAGGAGAUCCUGCGACGGGCAUGUGUGCUUCAAUAUUUUCAAAUAUGACUUGGAAAAUGGUGUCCUGCUGUUAUAUGUUCAUGCCGAUCUGCUACAACAGACCUGAAUACUUCCCUAUUAAAUAAGGUUACAAAAAUAUCAGUAAAGAAGACAACAUUGGACGUCUGAAAAUUCUAGUAAAAAAUACAGCGAUGUUACGGGAUGACAUUUAAACUUGUAACUGUAUAUAUUGUUCAAUGAUACAUUCAUCUACCAAUAACUCUAUGUACUAAAGUAAACAGAUGUGAAAUAACAUACCUGUAAAGUUAACUAUGGAGUUGUUUUUGACCUAUGAUGACCUAUGAAAAAUGUAAACAUGUCUAAACACUUGUUUUAAUUUAUUUACUUAAUAUAUUGUUCAUACUUAAAAAACAUAGACUUGUUAGCACAUUAUAUUUUCAUUAUUGUUAAAUAUAUAUUUAUAAAUCUAAUAUAUUUAGACACAACAUAAAACCAUCAUUUAUGAAUAAAUGAGUCUAAGAUGUUGCAUUUAAAACACAUAGAUAAUAAACUUUAAGCUCUCAUUCCUAGCGUCUGCAUAAUUUAGAGUAAUGCCAUUGAUAAGUUAAGUAGUCCACCUUUGGUUCGUUGAGUAAAUGGUUUGGGAAAAAUAUGGACAAACCAACCACUGGUUUAAAGUGGCCUAAAAAUAUCAUUUCACCCAACCAUGGCGUGAAACAACUCAUCAUAGGUUCAUUUAAACCCAGUAUUUGGGUUGGUCCAUAUUUUACCCAACAUUUUUUUGGAGUGUGGACUCUAUGUGACAGGUGUUAUGGCUAUAAUGACUCUCAUGUCAGCACCUCAUUAUGCAAAGUUCUGCAGGGGGACAAAUGUGUUUUGAAUACAAAUUGGGCCUGUCGAGUAGGAAACACACAAAUGAAGAUCAUUAAGUUCAGAGAGGAGAAGACCUGAGACCUGGCAGCAUCAGCUCAGCUGAUACAAAAGCUGGGAGGCUCAAAUCAACUGCACAGUUUUCACAGAACCACAGGACACUAAUAAUGCUGUCUGUUUUAGUGUUCAUGUCAUUGGUUUACCAGGGACUGUCCCUGGUGAGCCAAGGAACAGAUUUCAUCACAACUUUCCCAGAGAAUAUCGCCUACUACUACACAAAAGAUUCCUGGACCACGCUCAAAAUUACUGCUUUUUAUACCAACACAGAGGUCAAUGUGACCGUCAACCAAACCAGCGUAUAUAACGCAACGUUGAAUUCCGGAGAGGUUCAAAAUGUGCAUUUUCCCGUGUCUGUACAGCAAAACAAUUUCACACGUUACCUUCAAUGUGUGAGAAUUGUCGGCACCAGACCGAUUACAGUGCUCUGGAUCAGUCGGAGAGGCGAGAGCAUACAGAGUAAUGUUGUUCAGCCUCUAGAAAAUCUGGACCACUAUUAUGAUAUACCGGCGUUGAGCUACGCUAAGAUGAUUGGCUUAUAUAACGCGCCAAAUGAGUUAGCUGAGACUAAUAGUACUUACAAUACAUUCAAGCUGAUCAUUAUCAAUGCUGAAGAUCAAUGGAACAGCAUCUAUGUCAAAUUUGAUUAUGGGAAUGCUUAUGGGAAUACUGUUCGUGUUCUCCUGAGACCUUAUGAUCUUUAUCAAGUUUAUACCAAUAGUUUACACAUUUCAGUUCUCUCUAACCAUGUAGUGGCUGUGCUGCUUACCCACCCAUGUGUGGAAACAACAGGAUGUGGAUGCAACAUGGUAGUGAGCCAGGUUCUCCCGAAAAGUCUGUGGGGUAAUACGUUUGUUGUCCCAAUGCUGAGGAACGUGAACUCAACCUGGCUACAUAUGACAUCCACAGCAGGGUUCAAAUUCAAAGGGAAAGGGGCACAGCCAAAAAUUGGGACACCGCCUUAUAGUGUGCCACCGCCUAAUAAUGUGUCACCGCCUAAUAGUGUGCCACAGCUAAAUUAUGUGUCACAGUUCGUGCCCUUUAACAACAUUAGUGAGAAAUCCCAGUUGAUUGAAUUAUACGACAAUUCACCCAUCCGGGUUGUCGGUCCUGGCUCUAUC
Molecule: messenger RNA, 3986 nt
Organism: Paramisgurnus dabryanus
Lineage: Eukaryota; Metazoa; Chordata; Actinopteri; Cypriniformes; Cobitidae
Source: RefSeq, a predicted model, not a curated record